AUGAAGUUAACUGCGAACCGCACCCGCAGUUUAUGUACAAUCGAUAGUAGAUUUCAUUUCUGUCAAAUGGAUAAUGGCAGCGACGGCAAUUGAUAUAAUGUUGCAGAACAGUGGGUUUCAAUCGAAGAAAAAAGAGGAUCCAGAAAAUAAAGACAACUUAUGGUCCUCUAUUUUGGCCGAAGUACAAAAUAGUAGCAGUAACAAAUUACCAUCGAACAAGAAUAUUCUUGUCUUAGGUGACAAUGAAAGUGGAAAAACCACUCUUAUUGCUAAGUUACAAGGUGUAGAAGAUCCAAAGAAAGGUUCUGGUUUGGAGUUUGCAUACAUUGAUGUGAGAGAUGACUAUAGAGAUGAUCAAACAAGAUUAUCUGUAUGGGUAUUAGAUGGUGAUCCUGGUCAUGCAAAUCUUUUGAGAUUUGCAUUAAAUGCAGAAAGAUUUCCACAUACACUUAUUAUGUUAGUCGCUGCAAUGACGACUCCUUGGGCUAUUCUUGACCAGCUUCAAUCUUGGGCUGCACUUUUGGGAGAUCAUAUUGAUAAACUUUCUUUAGAUAAUGAUACUUGGCAACGGUGCAGGCAAUUUAAUAUAAAAAAAUGGCAAGAUUAUACAGAACCUGGAGAUGAAUUAGAUCCUGGUAGUCCUUUAAGACGAACUAGUCGUAAUUUAGAUGAUGAUACAAUGGAUAAUUUACCACUACCAGAAGGAGUACUUACAACAAAUUCAGGCCUAGAUGUUGUUGUUGUUAUUACAAAAACUGAUUAUAUGUCUACUCUUGAGAAAGAACAUGAUUAUAAGGAUGAACAUUUCGAUUUUAUACAACAAUGGAUAAGACGAUUUUGUUUGCAAUAUGGUGCAGGAUUAUUCUAUACAUCAGCAAAGGAAGAUAAAAACUGUGAUUUGCUUUAUAAAUACCUUACACAUAGAAUUUAUUCAUUACCAUUUAGAACACCUGCUUUAGUUGUUGAAAAAGAUGCAGUUCUUAUACCCGCUGGUUGGGAUAAUAUGAAAAAGAUCAGCAUUCUUCAUGAAAAUUUGCAAUCAAUGAAACCAGAUGAUUACUACAGAGAUGUUAUUGCACAACCAUCAAUAAACAGAAAAUGUGUAGCUAGAGAAGUAGAAGUACAAGCAGAAGAAGAACAAGCUUUUUUGGCGAAACAACAAGCUGCAUUAUUAGGUAUAAAAGAUCCAACGCGAUCUCCCACAACCAGGAAUCAGGCAAGCACUGGACCAAUUAUUCAGGUUGCAUCACCAAAUAAAAAGUUGGAUCCCAAAGGUACUGGAGCUACACAAUCUGGAGAAGGCGUUCUAGCUAACUUCUUCAAUUCUCUUCUUCACAAAAAGACUGGAAGCCCUGGAUCACCAGGUACUGUAGGCACAAGUCCAAUAAAAAUUGAUAAUGCAUCAGUAGAUAAAGCAACUAUGUGUAAUGAUGCUGCAGUGGAAUUAGAUCGACUUACUCGAACGAAGAAAAUUUCUCCUCCCAAUUUAAAUUCGUCAUCUGAAUGUUAAGGAAAUAUAUUUUCUUUGCGACCCAUAUAUUGAAUUUUAAGUCAUAAAUAUCAGUAAUAUAAUGUUUUAAGAGUAAUUGAGUAAAUGUGAAAUAUAUUUACAUGAUUUGCAUCACAGAAUCUGCAAUGUUUAAAGUUGAUAUAGAAAUUGUUUUUUCAUAUUGGCAUAUAUUUACUAAUUUGAUAUAAUGCAUAGUAACUUAAAAAGAUUUUAUUUUAAUUUAUUAUUUUUUAUGUUAUGUAUUACGGUUUAAAAUAUUUAUCGCUUACUAAUUUAAUACAAUUAUUUUAAAAACUAUUCACGAUUUUUAAUAACUCAUUGUAAACAAUAAAAUACUUGUAACAAGUUUUUAAUUGACAACUAAUGAUCAUAUUGUGCAAAGCACAAAUACUUAAUUAAAUUUAUUUAAAUAAAAAUAUAUAACAUUAUAAUUUAUGAAAUUUUAUAGCAUAUUAUAAAAUGGAGCACAACUGCAUAAUUUAAAAUAAUUUUUUCUUUAAUUUUUAAAAAUAAUCAUUUUUAGAUUGUAGAUUGCACAUUUUUUAUGUAUAAUUGUUUGCACAUUCUUAGUAUUAUGGUUCUUUUGGUAUUGAGUACACAGUAUUACAACUGUUUAUUAUGAAUGUGCAAUAAAAAAUUCAAUUAUAUUUGAAUGGGUCGCAAAGAAUUGGAAUUAAUCAAUAAGAAUAGUUGAAUUCGAUUCAGAAACGAAUGCGGUACUGAGAAAUAGAAAAUAACGAAAUGUGACAUGACAUCAAUCUUGUCUGUUGUGUCUCACUCUCAAUAACAAUACAAAAUUGCUAGAAUGUUAUUAAUGUAAUUAAAUAUUUAAUAUAGUAAUACAUUCUAAUUAUGCUUACGCACAUGUCCCUACAUCUUGUUAUAGUAAAUUAUUUAAUAAUUGUCUACGAGUAAUGGAAAGGAUUUUUUUUACUGCUCUUUAAUAGUUUCGUUUCUUCUUUAAAUAAACAAAUAGUUCUAUUUAUAUAAUAUUGUUCUCGUUGAUGAAAGUUGGCUGAGUAAUUCUCUCCUGUUUAAUUCGGUCUAAUUUAUCAAGUGCCGUUACUGUAACGUAAUUGAGUCAUUCGAAUGUGUGAGAUAGUAUUUUAUAUGAAUGUUAGAUUUAGAAGAGAUUUCUUAACUAAAGACACGGGUUUGUCUUUGGUUUGAAAAUAAUUCGUAGUAUGGUUAUAAAUCGAAUGAAACUCUGGAGUGUAUGGUUACGAAUCAUGUGAAACUUCUUUGUCAACUUUUAAAAGAAUUUUAUGUGAAAGGGAAAAUCUGUAAAUUCAGUUACUAAUAUGGCUUUCUGUAUAUGAAAUAAUUAAAAUUCUUGAUCAAAAAUAAAUAAUUUUUCAUAAA
Frieseomelitta varia is the source of this 2872-nucleotide messenger RNA. RefSeq names its product cytoplasmic dynein 1 light intermediate chain 2 (gene Dlic). Lineage: Eukaryota; Metazoa; Arthropoda; Insecta; Hymenoptera; Apidae. Gene Ontology annotation, cellular component: cytoplasmic dynein complex; centrosome. The transcript is spliced from 10 exons. The record is from RefSeq and is a predicted model, not a curated record. Gene Ontology annotation, biological process: microtubule-based movement; microtubule cytoskeleton organization. The coding region runs from base 74 to 1510 and encodes 478 amino acids. Gene Ontology annotation, molecular function: dynein heavy chain binding.